UUUUUUCUGCACCACACAUCGUAACUUUUGUUUACCUUUUUUAUCUCUAAAAUCAUUUACAUAUAUAAGAUAUAUAUAUCUUUUAGUUAUUUUAAUAGUUCAAACAAACUUUAAAACUAGAAAUUUAAUUAGUUAACUAACUAUUUUCAAAGUGUAUGUAAGAAAAGACAACAACAAUUAGCCAUAAACAUGUCAGAAGUACGCAUACGGCCUAGACAAGUUUUGGUUUUGAUAAUAGUAUUCCUGGUGGUGCUAUUAAUGGUACAUCGUAAUGGCAAACGUACUUGUCAGGGACCCAGCUAUCUGCAGGCCAUGUAUAGUAAAAUGCAAGAUGAAGAAUUGCCAACAAUUUACUGUAUAACACCCACUUAUGCUAGACCACAACAAAAGGCUGAACUAACCCGAUUAUCACAUAUAUUCAUGCUGGUACCGAAUUUGCAUUGGGUUUUGGUAGAAGACGCUGAAACUACCACGGAAUUAGUAAGAAAUCUUAUAGAAAGAGCCGGUUUAACUCAAAGAGCUACACAAUUGAAUACUAAAACUCCAGCUGCCUUUAAACUUAAACACAAUGAUCCUAAUUGGAUUAAGCCUAGAGGUGUAGAGCAGAGAAAUUUAGCUUUAUCUUGGGUACGCACUAAUGCUAAUGUCGACAAACAUAGCAUUGUAUACUUUAUGGAUGAUGAUAAUUCCUAUAGUGUAGAAUUGUUUGCGGAAAUGUCUAAACUGGAAAAGGGUAAAGUGGGUGUUUGGCCGGUGGGUUUAGUGGGUGGUCUAAUGGUGGAGAAACCUUUAUUGAAUAGCGAAACUAAAGAGGUUAUAGGUUUCAAUGCUGCCUGGCGUCCCGAAAGACCUUUUCCCAUAGAUAUGGCUGGCUUUGCCAUAAGUACGGACUUAUUCUUUAAAUAUCCUCAGGCCACGUUUAGCUAUGAGGUACAGCGUGGCUAUCAGGAAAGUGAAAUAUUAAGACACUUGACAACACGCUCAGAGCUGCAGCCUUUAGCUAAUAACUGCCAAGAGGUUUUAGUGUGGCACACCAGAACGGAAAAGACUAAAUUGACAAAUGAGGAAGCACUCAAUAAACAGGGUAAACGUUCCAAUGAAGGCAUGGAAGUGUAGGGUGAAAAAUAUAAACUUUUUUAAAGAACUCAAACAUAUCUUUUUAUUAUUUCUUUUUAAUUAUUUAUUUUAAAUACUUUCAUACUAUUUAGUUAUGUUUAUGUGAUAAUGUUUAAAAUUUAAGAAUUUUUAAUUUCAAAUAUCAAUUUUCAAGGUUUCCUAUUUUAUAUACUUUCUGUAUUUUCCAAAAUAUAGUUUUUGUUUCAACUUUGUUUAUAAAUUUCUCAGCACAAUCACUUUUAAUCAGUAGAAAUUACAAGUCCAUAGCUUUCUAAAUACCUAAAUAUCAACUAAACUUUGUAUAAUAGUCUUCCAAAAAAAUAUAUAAAGAAAUCUUGUAUAAAAUCAAAAUACAACA
Messenger RNA from Lucilia cuprina (Australian sheep blowfly), 1474 nucleotides. RefSeq names its product galactosylgalactosylxylosylprotein 3-beta-glucuronosyltransferase I (gene GlcAT-I). Gene Ontology annotation, biological process: chondroitin sulfate proteoglycan biosynthetic process; carbohydrate metabolic process. The record is from RefSeq and is a predicted model, not a curated record. The coding region runs from base 190 to 1116 and encodes 308 amino acids. Gene Ontology annotation, cellular component: Golgi membrane. Gene Ontology annotation, molecular function: galactosylgalactosylxylosylprotein 3-beta-glucuronosyltransferase activity. The transcript has 2 exons. Lineage: Eukaryota; Metazoa; Arthropoda; Insecta; Diptera; Calliphoridae.